Molecule: messenger RNA, 360 nt
Organism: Sphaeroforma arctica JP610
Lineage: Eukaryota; Ichthyosporea; Ichthyophonida
Exons: 5
Coding region: 1-360 (119 amino acids)
Source: RefSeq, a predicted model, not a curated record
AUGGGGGAGAAAGAAUUUGAUUCCCAGAUUCAGGAAUUGGAAUCCGAGAUUGAACGCAUCACAGACCAACUGGACGCACAGAACGACUAUGAAAACGUCAAGAAAGAAUUAGAUAUUUUACGGAACUACGAAUUUAAGGAAGAGAUGGAUCAUGAGAAAACACAGACGGUAGAGGAAUUGCUGUUACUAAAGAACAAGCGACUGCAGAAGAAAGCCGCUGAGACCAAUGCGCUGCUCUCAGACAAGACCAAUGAGCUCACACAGCAGUCAGAGACCAUAGAGCGACUACAGGAUGAAGUCAGUCUCAAAGCCACGCUGGUGGCAGAGUUAGAAACAGGUCAGUGGCCGCACAGAUGCUAA